UAGUGAUUUGCAGAUAUACAUCCGUAAGAUUACAACGACCCGGCGAAACCUAUUCUGAGGAACGUCUCCAGCUGGAUUGGCGGAGAGAAGCAGCCGCCGAGAAAGAGAGAAAGAGCUCCGCCGUGCCCUAAUCCUCAUAUCGAAGCCAAUAAUUAUCGUAUCUUUGAUGGCGAACACCAUGGCGCGAUCUUUUCUCCAAGCUGUGGCCACAGAGGAGGUCUCCCAGCCACUUCGCGCUGUACAGAUGGAAGGAUUGGCUGUUCUUAAGAUAAUUAAACACUGCAAAGAAUUCUCGCCAGCUUUAGUUACAGGCCAACUUCUGGGUUUAGAUGUUGGUAGUGUCCUUGAAGUCACUAACUGUUUUCCUUUUCCGACUAGGGAAGAGGAUGAUGAAAAUGAGGCUGAUGGGGCGAACUAUCAGCUAGAAAUGAUGAGGUGCCUAAGAGAGGUCAAUGUUGACAACAAUACUGUGGGAUGGUAUCAAUCAACUUUGUUGGGAUCUUACCAGACUGUAGAGCUUAUUGAAACAUUUAUGAACUACCAGGAAAAUAUUCGUCGCUGUGUUUGCAUAAUAUACGAUCCAUCAAGGUCGAAUCAAGGUGCACUUGCUCUGAAAGCCUUGAAACUUACAGAAACAUUUAUGGAUCUAUACCGUAACAACAAUUUUACUGGGGAGAAGUUGAGGGAGAAGAAAUUGUCGUGGGUGGAUAUCUUUGAGGAGAUACCCAUUAAGGUUUCUAAUUCUGCACUUAUCAGUGCUUUCAUGACAGAACUGGAGCCUGAUUCUCCAGUUGUUCAGUGUGAUCUUGAUAGGCUGAAACUAUCAACAGCACCUUUUAUGGAAAGAAACUUGGAGUUUUUGAUUGAAUGCAUGGAUGAUCUUUCCGCUGAACAAAAUAAGUUCCAAUAUUAUUAUCGGAAUCUCUCGAGGCAACAGGCUCAGCAGCAAACCUGGCUCCAAAAACGAAGGACUGAGAAUAUUGCGAGGAAAGCUGCAGGAGAGGAGCCGCUGCCCGAGGAAGACCCUUCAAAUCCAAUAUUCAAGCCGAUACCCGAGCCUUCUCGUCUAGAUAGCUAUCUCAUAACAAAUCAAGUUGCUAACUACUGCAACCAAAUCAAUGGGGCUGCAGGGCAGAGCUUCAGCAAGUUAUAUUUAAUGAAAGCUUUUCAGGAGAACUGAAUCUGUAUCUGAACAAAAUACUUUGAUCAUCUGAUUUGUUUUAGUGUAAUUUCUGGUGCGCAGUCCAAAAUUUUAAACAUUCUUGGAACUCUGCAGUUUAAUUAGUAAAGCUU
This is a messenger RNA of Phalaenopsis equestris, 1293 nucleotides long. RefSeq names its product eukaryotic translation initiation factor 3 subunit H. Gene Ontology annotation, molecular function: protein binding; metallopeptidase activity; translation initiation factor activity. The coding region runs from base 167 to 1180 and encodes 337 amino acids. The record is from RefSeq and is a predicted model, not a curated record. The transcript is spliced from 12 exons. Lineage: Eukaryota; Viridiplantae; Streptophyta; Magnoliopsida; Asparagales; Orchidaceae. Gene Ontology annotation, cellular component: eukaryotic translation initiation factor 3 complex; cytosol; cytoplasm.